Molecule: messenger RNA, 1701 nt
Organism: Didymodactylos carnosus
Lineage: Eukaryota; Metazoa; Rotifera; Eurotatoria; Philodinida; Philodinidae
Source: the annotation of a GenBank genome assembly
AUGCAACAAUAUCCAAAUACCCAUUCAGCAUUCGUCGCUGAACAUGGCAUUCUCUACAAACUCAUUGAUACAUAUUCAGGAAGAACAGAGAAGAAAAUUCCAUGGGUACCAAAAUCUAUGAUUAAAGAUUUAUUAUAUUCAGCAAAUACUCAUCCAACAGCCGUACAUUACGGUUCUGAUCGUACUUAUUAUAAAUUGAAGAACCAUUAUUAUUGGCCGAACAUGUUAAAUGAUAUUAAACAAUAUGUCAAAGAAUGCUUAUUAUGUACUCAACACAACAUUCCUCGACAUAAACCACCUGAGCUAUUAGAAACACCAGAACCACCAAGUGAAGUAUUUGAACUAGUUGGGAUGGACUUUUGGGAUCCAACACGUGAUGCUACUAGUAAUGGUAAUCGAUACAUCAUCACCUGUACCGAUCAUUUAUCAAAAUUUGUUGUUGCUAAAGCUGUACCAACAGCAACAGCAACUGAAGCAGCUAAAUUUCUUGUUGAAGAUGUUAUAUUUAGAUAUGGCCAUAUUCCGAAACAUAUUCUUACUGAUCAAGGUUUACAUUUUAACAACCAACUGAUGCAAGCGAUUACAAAUGAUAUUGGAAUUAACCACAUUUUCUCAACAGCAAACAAAUGGAAUCAUUUAAAAUUGAAUAAUUGGAACGAAUACUUAUUACCCACUAUCUAUGCUUACAACAUCGGACAGCAUCGAACAACAAAAUAUUCACCCUAUCAACUACUAUAUGGAAAAGAUCCUGUUUUACCAUUUGAUAAACCUCAGUCGAUGGUGCAAUUUGCAAGAUCAAAUCAUUAUUAUAAUCAAUUUCGUGGCUAUCGUUCCUUUCUCAUUCACCAAACUCAGGAACAUAUUCGUCAACAACAACAAUCAACAAAACAACGUUACGAUCAGCAUCGUCAGAACAUUCAAUAUCAAAUCGGCCAACUAGUAUUAACCAAACCAGCAGUAAGGAAUGAUAAAAUGCAAGCAAUAUUUGAAGGAUCAUAUCGUGUUAUUAAUGUGCUUGGACCUGUUACAUAUCAAAUUCAGCUAGAGCAUUCGGAUUAUGUCAGACAAGUGCAUAAUCAAACAAAUCCUCAUAAUAUUUUGACACAAACAAAUAUCGGUGUUCCGGAUGAAGUGCGUAUUCAGCUAACAAGCAAUGAAAAUUUGAAACGAAACAUCCGUCGUUGGCGACAAGAAGAUAACGCUGUAUCCACACCAAUAGACAUCAACUUUCCAAUUAUUCCAAAUAAAUAUCAUCGAACAACACGUGAUACAAUAUUUUUCCGUAAAGAUACUGGUCCUGGUUCAAAUCGCUUAUUAAUAUUUUUUACCGACGAGCAACAGAAUAUAAUGGAAAAUGCAACGAUAGAAAAUGAACAAUCACAAUCGAAGUUGCCGUUGAAUGAUCAUAAUUAUUAUUUAUUAGUUAACAAUGAAACAACUAUUACAACAACAACCACAGAGACAAUAUCAGAUAUAACAACAACUCCCACUCGUCAAAAUCAUCGGUCACAGUAUUUGGAAGCAUGGGAAAAGAAGGUGGAAGCUUUAUAUAAAACGUACGUAUUCGAUUUAUUGGGUGGACGACGUGAACAGUUAAUGUGUUGGUUUUACAAGAAGGUGGAUGAAAAUGAGGCAAUAACAAUGCGUUGUGAACUGUGUGAAAAAUUUAACAAGAUAAAAAACUGUAAUAGCAAACCCUAG